Drosophila novamexicana is the source of this 2714-nucleotide messenger RNA. Its product is annotated as MKRN2 opposite strand protein. The transcript has 5 exons. Lineage: Eukaryota; Metazoa; Arthropoda; Insecta; Diptera; Drosophilidae. The coding region runs from base 895 to 1764 and encodes 289 amino acids. The record is from RefSeq and is a predicted model, not a curated record.
UAUUUAAGCACAACUUAGCAGAUAAACGGAGUACAAAAGCGAUGUUUUUUCUUAUCGAUAUAUGUGUGCUUAACGAUAACACAUUGUUUUGAGCCAUUGCACAUCCCUAUUAACUCAGGCUUAGUAAUUGUUUAAAGCGCUUUCUACGCGGUGGUGUAUUGUGUGUGUGUGUGUUUGGUAAUGUACCACAUCAUGUUCUUGGUAGUGACAUGAACUUAUAAAUUGUAAGCGCUUUUAGUGUUAACUCUAAAGUGUAAAGUUUUUGCAAUGUGCACAAUUGUAUCGCAAACCAAAAGCUCGUAGUGUAAACUGGCGCUCACGUUCUCCCCCAUGCAGUUACGAAAGUUCGCAGCCAUCUUGCUCUAGCAUACAGUCUUAUUGUAUCUGCCUUUCUAUUGCACAUCUGCACUGUCGUCACCGCAGGCCGGCGUUACAGUUCCAUACGAGUAAUCAACUAAGCUGAGGUUUGUUAAGGCGCGCGUUGCGAGUCAAGUAAGGGAAUUCAAAGACAGACGAAAACGAAAAACUAGCAGCAACAUGUAUUAAUUACCAAACGCUAUUCAACUAAGAGUACCAAUUAAAGGACACUCAUAAUUAAGCUGUCUGAAACGAACCAAUAAACAAACGAGGACUGCAAAAGGAACCAAAACGAAAAAAAAAGCCGAAACCAAACGUAUUUAAGCAAAGCAAAACUAACAAUUAACUUGGCUUAGCCGGCUACCAUUUUUCGUUGUGAUAGAAACCAGAAAACUCGGACAUCGUAACCGCAGGAGCCAAAGACACAUCGCAGCAACAGGAGGAAAGGUAGCAAGGGAACGGCAGCAACAACUGGUAUAGACAAAGGACAUCAAUUAUAAUACGGGCGCAAGCUGAACAACACAAGGCACGCCCAACAUGCUGGCGACAACAACUACAACAACAUCGGGCAGGACAUCGAAAGCCACAAUUACCUCAGAUCCGGGCAUUCUGUGCUUUCAUCACUGCAACGUGAAAGUCUUCUGCUUCGUCCUGCCCCACACUUGUCCACAUUGCAAUGAGCAGCUGAAUGCGGAUGCCAAUACGCUUCCAGACACAUCCGGAGCUGGGAGCAGCAGCUCCAUGACUGCUGCGAUGCUGCUGCCCUUUCGGUUGCCCUAUCCAUUUGUGCGGGCCACGCAGCAUCCUUGCGCGAUUGUCCUGCGACCCUCCGCGGGCGACUUUCUCAACGAUUACAGCAACGCCACAGAUUUGCAUAUCGCGGUGACCACAUCCGGCGGCGACAUUGUCGAAUUCGAUAGGGACGGACUGCAGCGGCAUCGGCGCGACGAUAAUCCCCGCGACUGGUGGCAAUCGCUGCUUGUGGGCGAUGUUCCCGAGCCCUGGCACUACUACUGGGACGAGGUGCUUGAACAGAUUUGUGCGCAGUCAGCGCGCUGGUCCAUUGAACGCUACGAGGAGAGCAGCCACAACUGCUAUACCUUUGUGCUGGCCUUCCUGCAGUCGCUCAACUAUGCCCAGCUCAGCGAGGCGGCCCGCACCAAGACCAGCUUCUGUGAGAAGUUCAUUGUGCCCCGAACGACCACGGCUGGCAAAUACAUAUCGCUAUAUCGCCGGCUGCGCCUGGCAGGCGUUCAUGUGCAUCGUCAGCAGCCCAAGCAACGGCCAUCCAAAACGGACGAGGAUCACAAAUUGGCCAGCACAAGAGCUAACACGAACAGCUUUGUGUGCGGACAUAUAGGAACACGUUCUCAUCUACGUCAAACACUCGGCACCAUCGAAGAGUAAUCGAUAGCUUUACAUAAAAUUGAGAUGGCACUAUCGAUAGCAAAACUUAUCGAUGACAGAAUGGGUAAAUGAUGCACAAGGGUUUUGUUCAAAUGUCUGUAACAGGUAGAAGGAAUUAUCUCCGACCCUAUAAUAUAUAUAUAUAGUCCGAGUCAAUUCCGUCUUCCGUCCGUCUGACUGUAUGCAUGAGCACGACGAUCUCAGCGUAAGUUCUCACAGUUCCCGCGCACGUGUUUGUUUCCGAUAAACGAUAACUGUCCACGUUUACAAACAAUCGAUAAUAAGCGAUAUGGAAAUCAUCGCUUAGUUUUUUUUUAAGCUAGAUUCACCAUUUGCCGCACCAGUUGCCACUUAGCUUCUAUUUUAGUAUAUAUGUCUUUCAGCAGAUCAAUAAGUCCAGAAUCAUCACUAUCGAUACUUUUGCAGCACAAAUCGAUAUCCUGCUCGUGUCCUUGGUUUUAUUACUUCGUAGUUGAAAGCAGCGAAACAUUAAAUAGUUAUGAGGGGACAUUUAAAAGGUUAUUUACAUUUUAAUUAUACUUUAAUUGACAAAUCUUAUUGCUGCUGACUUCUGUCGGGAUGCAUUAUCGAUAGCACAUUAUCGAUAGCUUAGCAGAUACCGUUAAUACUAUUCAUAAUACUAUUUGCAACACUAUUAAAUAUGCUUCAUUCAUAUUUCAAUUUAGUUACUUUGUUCCUACAGUAUAUACAGAACUUUGUAUAAUUCACAAAAUACCAGAUACUUUGACACAGAAAUUUCAAUAUUUUAUUUGAUUUAUAUGUAAAUGAUAUUUGCUUAAAAGUUACAUCAAAUAUUUACUCGGUCUAACUAUGACCUUUACUUAUUUUUGUUUUACUUGUCUUUAAUUAGGAAUGUGCGAAAUGAUAAAAUUGUAUUUAAUGUGAUUUUAAAUAGUGAUUUCAAAAUAAAUUAUGUAAUAUAUUUUAUA